Messenger RNA from Daphnia magna, 8182 nucleotides. RefSeq lists its product as uncharacterized. The record is from RefSeq and is a predicted model, not a curated record. Lineage: Eukaryota; Metazoa; Arthropoda; Branchiopoda; Diplostraca; Daphniidae.
CAAUGUUGUAUCAUCCGGUCAACUUUGGGUUUUCUUUUCUCUUUAUUCAAAGGGGUCAUUAGAGACAAGUGUGAAUUGUUCUUCGCAUGUGUUCGCCAUCUUAUUCUGGGAGAAAGCGAUUUUACAACGAACCCUGUCAGAUUUCAGUUGAAAUUUCAUGUGAAUCUAGUCUGUGGUGAAAAUGGCGGGUGCUAGUAUGCUAGUACAUGUGACUCACAUUGACGAUUCCCCCCGAGGUCGUCAAGGACCAUGUGUCUAUUUCUGGGGGAUGACCCACGAUCGAAGCCUGUAUCUGUUAAUGGAAAAAUAUCUCGAAUCUGUCCGACACUAUCUAGAAACAAUGCCUCCGCCCUUGAAUCUAAAUGUGUUGGAUCAAGUUUGCUGUGUCUUGAUAAAUCACCAGUGGCACAGGGCAAGAGUACCCGAACUCAAACUCAGCCAUGCAGGCACAAUUGAAGUUUUUUGCAUUGAUUCUGGAGACACUCACUCUGUUCCUUUAGCCUUUGUUCGGACAUUAGAUAUUCCUGGGCAUGAAGCUGAACACAUUCGAGAGUGGCCACCUUUGGCAAGUAAAUUCAUCCUUGCUGAUAUGGUAGCCCCUCGUGGACCUGGAUCUCGUUCUCAGUGGAGUGAGCCUGCCAUGAUGUUUUUGAAAAUUCAUGUGGAAAACAGAACAUGGAAGGCUGCACCAAUGGGGAUGUAUGGUGAACACCAAGGUGUGCGGCUCUUUGAUUCUAACAAUCAACUUUUGGCAACUUUGAUGAUUCAACAAGGAUUGGGUGUAGCUGCACAGACCUACCAUGAAGCGUUAAACAUGUGUGAUGUGCUUGAAAGACAACCUGCCUACAUGAAGGCUGCUGCCAACAUUGGCCAAAUUGGGGGCAACAGUUUGGUCGCCAACAACACACUACCGCCUGCGUUUGCCAUCCCAUCUACUUAUCGUGAUAAACACCCUGCUUUUACGGUGACGGCAAACUACUCCUCCAUUCACUCGCCAAUUCCUCCUAGAGCGUUCGUAACGAACGACAUACCUCACACUGGAAGGCACGAUGUCAUCGUGACGCACAUUCCCGAUGGACCUCUAAAAUUCUACGUCCAACUCAAAAGUGAAAUCAAAGAUCUUAUGAGCAUGCGCAUAAAACUCGACACUGUAGUUCCCCGUCCGAUACAUGGGAAGCCGAAGCUUGGUACCCCGUGUAUUGCUGUUUCCCCUACAGAUAAGCUUUUCCAUCGCGGAUUGAUCACAGGCGUCAUCGAGAGUGGUAACCAAUGCAGUUGUACCGUCUAUUUCGCCGAUAUUGGAACGCAAGAGCCGGUUAGCCUUUCAUUAAUUUGCCACAUCCCGGAUGAAUUGCUGAUGCCCCGCUUGUUUGCCUAUCGGGUGUCGUUAUUUGGUGUGGAGGAGGUUUUGAAACUCACUGGCCUGAAAGAAAUAUUCACUGCGUUGGUGAGCUCAGCCGCCUAUCUGCAAGUUGAAGUAGUAGAAGACGAUGAUGGGAAACAAAAAGUAAAUCUCUACGACCCUAACGGCCACAGUUUACGUGAAGUUCUUGUUUCAAUUCAUUCGAACCUUCUCUCAACAAAAUCUCAAACUGUCACAUCAAGCCCAUCAACCCCACCGAAGAGUAAUGUGGCUACUUGCAUUACCGAUAUUUCCCCCGUUCAAUUAGAUCUGGAAGAAAGCCUUUGCGUGAUCACUCCAGAGGAACCUGGCUGUUUUUUCGGACAGUUUGAGAAGAUCCCUGUCGAUAGUCUGAACGAAAUGGUUUCAGAGCUCACGGCAGCGUAUUCUACUAAUUCCAACGCCCCACUUUUGUAUGCAGACGUUAGGAGCCACCUUGGCCAUUACGGCGUAGUGUUAUGGGAAGAAGACAACAACUUCUAUCGCAUUCAGAUAACUAAGGAGAUGGUGAAUGACGCAGAAAUUCACUUUAUCGACUACGGAAAUUUUCUUCAGGUGCCGCGAUGCAAAAUCCUUGCCCCCCUUGAUGGUUUGGCGCGCUUCCGCUGUCCUCCGUUUGGCAUACAUUGCAGACUCGAAGGUGAUGUGACCUUGUCCGCCUCUGAAUGGAAAGAGGCCAUCUUGGACAAGUCGGUUAUGGUUACCGUGGGAAAGUGUGAAAAUGGAAUUUAUUCCGUCACACUUACAAAUGAUCCCUGCAAUUGUGAAAUUAUCAAAAUGGUCACAAAGAAGGUUGCCCCGACAUGCAACGUGUUGAACAACACACCGGCGGUCAGUGUACGAAGUGAUUCGUCGUCGUCAGUUGCUGCUCAGGUAGUGCCUCCAGCAGAGCCACAAAAACAAAGCGACGAUCGACGGAGAAGAAACAAAGAUAUUGGCAAUUUUGGAAGAAGCCAUUACUUGCACCCGAAUGCAAAAGAAUCAAACUGGAGAUCAGCCGGAACAGAAGAAGCACCACCAUCGGUUCAAACAAAAUCAUCCAGCAAAGAAUCCAACUGGAGAUUCUCAGCUAAUCCUAUUCAAGAGGUGAUACGGGCGCCGCGAGGACCUCCUCCCGCAACGGGCAACGGGGAGACCAAAGGUCCUAUAGGGUUCCAAAGAUUAGGGUCGACCGAAAAAUUACAACCUCCAGUUACAAAGCCCACAACUGAACUAUCACCUUCUGUCGUAAUCCCAACAAUACCCAAGCCAGUAGCAGUGGUCCCUGUCCAAAAAAAGCUGAGUUAUCCUGCUCAAGUCCUCCCUGAUGCGGGGAAGCAAAUUGAAGUGAUUUGCGUUGUUAAUCCUUCAAGUUUCUACGUACGUCUCAUUGAAGCCAGUUCGCCUCUGGCUGACAUGGUUCACAGGCUGUUCACGGUUUACUCCGACGAAACUCAACCAUUCAUCCUAAAUGCCACAGCGGGUUCUGCUUGUGCGGUGCAAUGUGAAGAAGAUAACCAAUGGUACCGCGGAAAGAUAGUUGAAUUGAAGGAGUCUUCCUUAACACCUCAAGUCACCGUGCUUUUUGUCGACUACGGCAAUAUCCAGCUGUGUUCCAUGAAACAAGUAAAGUAUAUUGACGAGUCCCUUGUUCAGCUACCACCGUUAGCUUACCACUGCAAGCUGAAAGGAGUGGAGGGGUCCCGGGCAUGGACGGUUGAAGAAGAGAACAAAUUCAAAGACUACAGUAUGAAAAAAACUCUUACCGCCACAUUUACUGCCUGCGAUUCAGAAGGCAAAUACCCCAUACGUCUGGUCGAUGAAAAUGAAAAUGUUAAAAUCGUCAUCAAUGACUUGUUUGGGGCAACAACAACAUCCGUUCCACCACCCAGUGUAGGGUAUACCUAUCUUCCGGUGCCCGACACACCGAUUGAUGUGAACGUUGCCUGGUAUCAUAACCCAGGUAGGAUCUUCACGAGCCCGGUUGACCUCUCAGCAUAUCAGAGUGAAUUGGAUGAACUCGAACAGUUUUAUUCGUCCUUAUCUCCCGAUGGACUGGUUGAGGACCAACCAAAAGUUGGAUUGCCUUGCGUGGCUCGCUUUACUGAGGACGGACGUUACUACCGAUCACGAAUUCUAACUAUUCAAGAUAGCGUAGCUAAAGUACUCUUUGUCGACUACGGAAACGAACAGGACACCCCAUUGUCGCAGUUGAAACGGAUCGUUCCACGUUUCAUGAAGUUUCCUCAGCUGACGUGGCAUUCGAAGUUGAAAGGAGUGAAGAAAAUGGCUAGCGGUCCACUCAAUCCCAAUCCGCAAAAACAUAUAGCCGCCUGCUUUUUAACUGAACAGACGCUCUCUGCAUCGUUCCAUCCUGUUAGUCCAGAUAAUAGCGGAGUAUUCGAAGUUAAUCUGGUACUUCCCGGAAUUGGCGAUGUGGCGCAAUACUUGAUUCAACAAAAAAUCUUGGACAGCAUCCCAGUGGAAAUUGAGACAACAUUUGCGGUCCAAAAUGUAAAUUUUGCUCCAGGACAAAUCAUUUCCACCCAUGCCGUAGCUACCCACAUGAAUUCAGCCACCGAGUUCUGGGUUCAUUUAGAACCAGAAUCGGUUUCUGCCAUCAUGGCCCGCAUUGACGCUUUGACCCUUGAUCCCAAGUUCAUCAGCGCCAAAGAUUAUACCGCCUCCGUUGGUAAGCCUUGCUUGGCGUUCUUCGCCGAUGAUGGUCGCUGGUACCGCGCACUUGUCGAGUCUGUCGAUGAGGACACUGCGACCGUCUACUAUGUAGAUUACGGCAACAGUUGCUCUGUAAAGACCAGCGAUUUGCGAGCACUACCAGUGGAUGUGGCUCAACAGUCUGCCUUUGCCUAUAAGUGCAGCGUGGUCGGAGCAGAAGCCUUCACAGAAGAAGUUGCCCUGGCCUUUGAAAAUUUCAUUUUCGAAUUGGAAGCCUUUAGCGUGCACUGCGUGAACGUCACCGGAGGAACCCUGAACGUUCGCCUCUACACCACCGAUGGCGUUGACUUGAUUGAACAACUGUGUAACACACACUUGAAUCGACCACCGAUCGAAGAAUUACCUGUUGAAGAUGGGGUCAGUGUUCCUCUUCCAACAACCGAAACGCGAGAAGAAGUCAUUGCUGAAGAAAGUGUGCCUAUCAUAUCCUCGGUGGUAGAAGAGGAUCUUCACAAUACACCUGGAAUACCAGAGCCAGUCGUACGUUGGAGCCGGUUGCAGAGAGCCAGCUCCCCAGAUUGUGUGAAGGUGUACGUCAGUUUUUCAGUAUCCCCAAAUGAGUUCUGGCUUCAGCUGAGACAGAACGAUGACGUGCUGGUUGAAAUGUUGGACGAAAUAGCCAAUAUUUACGAGGCGGAUAAAGAAUCAUUCCGCAUCAAGGGGCAACCCGUUGUCCAUCAGAUUUAUGGAGUGCAUCACCCUUCGUAUGGCGGCUGGUACCGUGCCGAGGUCAAAGGCAUUUCCGACGAUACGGCAGAAGUUUGUUUCGUCGAUUACGGUGAUACUCUCACCGUCCCACUUGAAAAUGUACUCGACCUGCCUGAAAAAUUCUCAAGCAUUCCGGCCAUGGCUAUCCGAGGAAAUUUGUCGAUGGAAUCGCCGCUAGCGAUUGCAGAAACAUUCAACGCCGUUUGUUUCCAGACGGAUCAGAUGCAAUGGGCGUCGCUGGGAACGGACGAAAACGGCGUGCGAUUUGUGAAAUCGCUUUUCAUCGGGGACGCAAACGUUCUCGAUUUGAUUACCGUGGAAGAGCCUGUAGCUGCUCCCUACGAUGUCAGCCUAUCAACGAUUCCCGAGGCCUUAAUAGAACAGUCGGUGCAAACGCCAACGGGCUCAUCACCAGACAGAAGCGUCGAAGUUCUCGUUUGUUCCGAAGAUGUAUCGCUCAGCAGCGCGCCGGUCCCGGAGGCAGACAUAAAGGUCGAGGACGAUUCGUCUCUCGAUCUCAAAGCAUUGCCAACAUUGGAAUUCAAUUUUGCUCCUGGCCAGCGGAUGUCAACGUACGCCUCUGUAUCUCACAUCGAAUCGCCCGCAGAGAUUUGGAUUCAAUUGGACCCGACGGCUGUCGAUAACCUGAUGUCUGAGAUCGCUGCUGUAGAUGUAUCUACGUUAACUGCAGCGAAACCGCGUGUCGGUUCUCAUUGUCUGGCGCCAUUUCCAGACGACGGGCAAUGGUAUCGUGCCGUCAUCACUCAGAGAGACGCUGGAUCGGAUGAAGUGCGCGUGACGUACGUCGACUACGGCAACUCUUCGAUGGUUAAGAAUGAAGAUCUUCGGGUUUUGCCGACCCACUUUGCUGAGCAACCCGCAUUGGCUUUCAAGUGCGCGUUGGAUGGGAUCGAUCGUAACGUCAUAUCGUCUCCUAGCACCGAUCAAUGCACUUCCGUUCUCCAGGAAGAAAUCCUUGCGGUCGCCUUUUCCAGCAGGACGUCUGAUUGCAUUUUCGUCCGGCUGUUCGACACGACAGGGUCCGAUCUCAACGAAAAACUGGGCCUACCUGAAACGUUCAAAAUUGAAGUCGUAGGAGCGAACCUUUUGGAAUUCACUGCCCUCGACGAUGUGGAAAUGGCGUCACCCUUACCGAAAGCCACCGAGCCUGCCGUUUCCAACCUGUUUGGCGAGCAAAGCGUUGUGCCGUUAGAAAUGGUUAUUCCGCACGAGAUGGCCGAAGAAACGACAGAAGCAACACCAACUGUUGCUGCACACACGGACAUUUGCAAUGCAGAAGUCGUUGAUGUUAUGCAGCAGAUUGCAGUGAAGAAUAACGAGCCUGCCGAUAAGUUUGUGCAAAUCACCGAUGAGCAAUCACUAAAGGACGCGGGAGGAAUCGAUUAUAUGCGGCCAGUGGCAAUGAAGGCGAACGAUGUGGAUGAAAGUCAUCCGCAAGUUGUAGCCGGGCAAUUAGAAAAUGAGGGAGGCAAAAUAAUCCAUCGUUUUGAACAGACUGCGGCAGAGGAAGAUCAUUUCGCCAUUAGUUCUACGCAGAUUGCUGUCGAUUGUCCAGAUAAUGCAGAAGGCCGAAUGACAGAUCGAAUGCAACAACCGACUGUUGUUGCAGCAGCAGCAGCGAGUCCAGUGCGAGGCGUUGUCGGAGAUUUGGAAAUCGAGGAAAAGGAAGUUGUUGAUAGCGUUCAACAAACUGCAGUCAAGGAUGGCGACCUUGUCGGAAGUCUUGUGCAAAUCGCACCUGCAUAUUUAGAAAAUGAAGACGAAGUAAACAUGCAACAAGUGGCCAUAACAGAGAACGAUCUUCCCGAAAGCUUUAGCGAUUCGAUCGAUUCGUUCAUGCGCCAAGCUGUACUGGAACAAAACGUGGAACUGAAAGAAAACGAAGUGCGAGAACAGUUGGCGAUACUAGAACAAGAAGCAGCCGAUGCAGAGGGGGGCGCGGAUAUUGGCGUGCAAGAAACGACGCAUUUCGCAUCACCCAAUGAUGAAACGACAACCGAGGAUUCAAGUGUCCCCGAACACGAUCCCGCAAGUGUCGUCGCUUGUGACUUACAUACGGAUACUUCCUCAAUCGUAUUACAUCCCCCCGUUGGGCUCGCAGUCGUUGACAGCGUGGCGCUUGAAGGAUCGCAAGUCGUUGCUCCAUUGGCAAAGACCCAGGAAGGAAUAACGGAAAGCCCUGCACUCCCUGAUCCGUGCGCCCACGUCGACCAGACAAUCGGUGGGAAUUUGUUUGACGAACGGGUCGUGAUGCGAAUCAAAACGGAAGUCGUCUCCGACCACGAAGACGAUCCGGUGCCGAAAGGGAACGUGUACGUGUCGUACGUGAUGUCUCCGGGCGACUUUUGGAUGCAGAAAACGGACGAUGAGCAAACCAUAGGUGAUGUCGACAACAGCCUGACCGACCUGAAUCUCGAUACUUCAUCGAAAUACGAAUUGAAUGAACCACCUGUCGUUGGUAACCUUUACGCAGCUAAACACCAUGAUUUCGGCUAUUGGUACAGAGCCAGACUGUUGAAGAUGGAAGACAACGUCGCUGAAGUGAAUUUUGUCGAUUACGGAGACACGAAGGUGGUCACAACUGCGGAUAUCCGCUAUCUUCCGCGAGUGUUGCAAGGCGUUCCGCCCAUGGCGUUUCCCUGUAAAUUGGCCGCUUUGCAUUUGGACUGCUGGCCUGAAAAGGCUACCAAGGUCAUGAAGGACCUCUGCCAUCCGGAAGAGGAUUGCCGAGCAACGUUUCGUAGCAAAGCGGAUGGCAUCUUCGAGGUGGAUUCUCUCGUGCGCGGCAAGGUCGACGUUGUGGGCGCCAUCCUUUCCAGCCUGGUGUGUGAACAUCACGUUGACGGGCCCUCGCUGCAGCCUGUCCAGCAAGCCAUUUCGCCACAGCAGAACGAUCCGUACAUUGGAACGUCUCAGGUGGAUGCCCAGUUGCUUUUCAUCCGUGUCCAACCGGACAAGGAGGUUGUGAAAACAAGUCGCGACCUCGUCGAAGGUGAAAGUAGUCUUCCAGUUGAGUGAGCGCUACUUUACGGUAUCGGUAAAAAUUCAAAACAAUAUUUUGUUUUUUUUCCUUUUUCAUUGUUUACAAAAAUUUUUCCUCUUGAUUUCAAGCACAAAUUCUAAGAAUGUUAACUCAGUACGUUUAACUGUUGAGAGCCAAAUUUGGCAAUUUCCUCUUGUUUGUUUUUUUUUUUAAUUUUUUUUUCUCGCUGUCAAGCCCAGGACUUGGUUGUAUUAUUUUUGAAGCCUUUGGAUCGAAAAUUUCAUCUCCUUUGUUCUGUUAACCAAGAGUCGACUCGAACAAAGUUUCCAAUAAAGUUUGUUUCGUUUCACGUU